AUGGCACCCGAGUGUUUAUAUGGAUUUCCUGUAACAGUUCAAGCUGAUGUUUACAAUUUUGGGGUGGUCAUGCUUGAAAUUGUUAGUGGGGAAGAGCGUAUGUCUAUGUCAAACCACAAAAUGCAACUUUUAGUACAUAAGGCUAUAUCUUUUCACGAAAAGAAAAUGACUUUGGAGUUGAUUGAUAAAAAAUUAAAAAUUCCAAGUGAUGAUCAAGAUCAGGCUAAGUUUAUUUUGGAUUUAGCCAUAAAAUGCAUCAAUCAGACCCCGAUUAUGAGGCCUACGAUGUCUUUUAUCGUCAGUGAACUUGAAAGAACCAUUUCAAAGGAGAAAGGAUUCAUGCAUGAAAGUGGCUUUGAAAUAGAUACCUGA
Messenger RNA from Hevea brasiliensis (rubber tree), 372 nucleotides. Its product is annotated as cysteine-rich receptor-like protein kinase 43. The coding region runs from base 1 to 372 and encodes 123 amino acids. Gene Ontology annotation, biological process: protein phosphorylation. The record is from RefSeq and is a predicted model, not a curated record. Lineage: Eukaryota; Viridiplantae; Streptophyta; Magnoliopsida; Malpighiales; Euphorbiaceae. Gene Ontology annotation, molecular function: ATP binding; protein kinase activity. The transcript is spliced from 2 exons.